UCCACAUGAACACGGAAAUUCGUCACUGAUCAUUAGACACCGCCUGAACAACACAUGUGAGAUUAAAAAGUGAAAUUAAAACUCAAAACACCUACAGCUAGAUACUUUUUAGAGAUGACAACGCAGGAGGUGCGUUUAUGUGGGCUGUUACUGCAGGAGCACUUUGGAAAUGUGGUGGAGAAAGUGGGCACGCAUCUCAUCCGCAGUGGAGUUCUGACCUUGCGAGCUCUUGCCCAUGAGACCAAACUUCCUCUUGACCUGGUCAAGAAGUCUCUGUGUGUGCUGGUGCAGCAUGGGAUGUGUACGUUUGGUGCUGGGCGUCGUGGUCCAGCAGGACCUGUGGAAUAUCGCAUCAACUGUGAGCACGUCUUCCACAUGCUCCGUUAUCCACGCUACAUCUACACCGCCAAGAGUCUUUAUGGAGACACAGGCGAGCUCAUUGUUGAGGAGAUACUGCAGAGAGGACAUAUGACUAUGAGCAGCACAGUCAAGACUGUAGCAGACCGGCUGACCCACAAUAUGCCAGAGGGCCAGAGUAUGGACUACAGUGAGGUUGUCUCUGUGUUUUCCCAGUUGGUUGAGACUCAUUUCCUGCAGCGUUGUCCUCCUUUGGCCUCAGCAGGAUCAUCAAGCUCAGGAGCAGUCGACACCCCCCUUCCGGUUGCAACACAGCCCACUGAACCAGAGAGCCACCCAGACUGCUACAAACUACCCUAUAUCAAUCUCACCGGUCAAGGAAAACGCAGACGCUCAAGCGAGGAUGGUGAAGCUGACCAGUGUGCGGCAAAGAAAGCCCGGACAGACAAUAGUGAGUGUGGUGAUGACGACGGGAUCUAUUGGCAGGUGAAUUUUCAACGCUUUCACCUGCACUUCAGGGACCAGGCCAUCAUUAGUGCUGUUUCCUGUAAACUUGAUCAGAGUAGCAGUGAGAUUGUUAGAACCAUGUUACGGAUGAGUGAAGUUACCACGCCGGCUCACGCUGCUUUCACACAAGCUCUUUCAGCCAACGAGAUUUUCCGAGCUCUUCUAUCCAGUUACAACAUCGCCAGACCAAUUUUAGAUCAAUACCUCUCUCUCCUGGUGGAUGAUCCGAUGGAAUUUGUGGGGAAGACAGGCGACAGUGGAGGAGGAAUGUAUGUCGUCAAUCUACACCGUGCACUGGCUAACCUGGCCAGAGCCACCCUGGAGUCUGUGGUCCAAGAGAGGUUUGGUUCCCGCUCAGCUCGAAUCUUUCGUCUGUUACUGCGGAAACGGCACCUGGAACAGAAGCAGGUGGAGGAUUUUGCCAUGAUUCCAGCCAAAGAGGCUAAAGACAUGCUGUACAAACUCCUGUCUGAGAACCUGGUCCAGCUCCAGGAAAUCCCAAAAACGCCAGACUACGCCCCAUCUCGCACCUUUUACCUGUACACAGUUAAUCAGCUGCCCACUGCCAGACUACUUCUGCAACACUGCUACAAGACCGUUGGCAACCUGAUCGAGAGGCGGCUGUACGAGACCAAAGAGAACAAGCGACUUUUGGAAAAGUCCCAGCGAAUUGAGGCCAUCCUGGCAUCCUUGCAGGCCACAGGGGCAGAGGCGGCCCAGCUGACGGAGGUGGAGGAGAUGAUCACAGUUCCAGAAAGACAGCAGCUCGAGUCCCUACGGCACCACAUCAACAAGUUGGAUUCCAGUGAAAACCAGGUGGAUGAGACCAUAUUUCUUCUGAAAUCCUACAUUAACUCUACACAGGCCUCUCGCUGACAGAUUUCAUGCAACUGUAGGCUAGUUCAGAAAACAAAGUUGUUGAUGUUUGUUUGAAAAGAGGUGAAAUUGGUGGCUAAAGAAGAGUAGAUGGGGCUAUUGCUGUUUUCAAACGGAGAUGUUUAUUUCUUUUGCUACAAAUCAGUGACUGAUUUGUAUUUAAUAGUGUGAGUAUUUUGUGUAGUUGUGAACCAUUUUAUUUUCCACAGGAAAAAUAAAGAUGUAAUUCUUUUAUUUAAUGGUUUACAAUUUUUUUAUUUAAUAAUUUGUCUUGAUGUCAAAAAAGCAUGUGCCUUGAACAUGAAGACUGAAACAGACAUUGUUAUUUCUGUUAAGAAAAAAAAUGAAAUAAACUGAUCGCUUGGUAUUACUACAUAUGUUUUCAACUUAAAUACAAAUUUCAUUAUUUUCUUUUUCACAAAUAGUGCAUUUGCUUGUUUUCCUGCUCGUUCUUUCGGUAAAACCUUUUGCAACACUGGGAUUCGUGUGCUUUUUUGUGCCUCAACAGAAUCCAAAUAAAACGUUAGGUGUGAG
This is a messenger RNA of Sinocyclocheilus anshuiensis, 2274 nucleotides long. Its product is annotated as DNA-directed RNA polymerase III subunit RPC3-like. Gene Ontology annotation, cellular component: RNA polymerase III complex. The record is from RefSeq and is a predicted model, not a curated record. Gene Ontology annotation, biological process: DNA-templated transcription. NCBI's taxonomy places the organism in Eukaryota, Metazoa, Chordata, Actinopteri, Cypriniformes, Cyprinidae. Gene Ontology annotation, molecular function: single-stranded DNA binding. The transcript is spliced from 15 exons. The coding region runs from base 115 to 1740 and encodes 541 amino acids.